AUGAAGCUCAGCGUAUUUCAAGACUUACCAUCGGCGCUAAGGUGCUUGCUGCUGGCGCGAAUAGCAAGAAGAACGUUGGUUCGCAUGUCAGUGCCGCUGGUAAGAGUUCUGCACUUUCUCAAUCAGCGAAAAGCUGAACUUUACAUUUUGGGCGGUGUUGAGCAAGCCAUCUACAACGCUUGUGCAGAAGGCAAUCGCAGUUUUGCUCUGUUUGUUCGCAAUCAACGGCGAUGGGAUCAGAAACCAAUGUUAGAGAAGACCGUUACGAAAUGGUAUACGGCACUAGAGGUAACCGGAUUUCCCCUGAGUCAGAUACUACCACAUGGUUCAUACUUGAUGAACCCAGGCACAGCUGAUCCCGAAAAAUUAGAGAAAACACGCGAAGCAAUGUUGGAUGAGUGCAAGCGAUGCGAACGUCUUGGUAUCUAUUACUACAAUUUCCAUCCAGGCUCGACUACGGGAUUAUGUACGACUGAAGAAUGUUGCAAAACAGUUGCUGAAACAAUCGACUACAUAGUGGAAUCUACAGAAUUCAUAACGUUGGUAAUUGAAACCAUGGCUGGACAGGGCAACACGAUCGGGUCAACCUUCGAGGAAAUUCGGGAUAUUAUACUCAAUGCAAGAGAUGAAGAUUUAUUUCAGGUAAAGAAUAAAAAUCGUGUUGGAGUCUGCAUCGACACCUGCUAUGAUAUACGGACGCAAGAAACGUAUAACGAGACUAUGAAAAAGUUUGAUAGCAUAAUCGGGAUGAAGUAUCUCAAAGCGUUCCAUCUAAAUGACUCCAAAGGGGCGCUUGGUUGCCGUGUUGAUCGACACGAAAAGAUAGGCAGAGGUAAGAUUGGGAAGAAAGGAUUCAAGUGUAUCAUGGAGGAUGAGAGGCUGGAUGGUAUACCACUGAUACUUGAAACUCCUGAAGGCGACUACCCACAAGAGAUGAUAACACUUUACUCACUCUGA
Molecule: messenger RNA, 957 nt
Organism: Cylicostephanus goldi
Lineage: Eukaryota; Metazoa; Nematoda; Chromadorea; Rhabditida; Strongylidae
Source: the annotation of a GenBank genome assembly